This is a messenger RNA of Anopheles funestus (African malaria mosquito), 2026 nucleotides long. It is a transcript of the gene DNApol-epsilon58, whose product is annotated as DNA polymerase epsilon subunit 2. Bases 258 to 1958 code for a protein of 566 amino acids. Lineage: Eukaryota; Metazoa; Arthropoda; Insecta; Diptera; Culicidae. Gene Ontology annotation, cellular component: epsilon DNA polymerase complex. Gene Ontology annotation, molecular function: DNA binding. Gene Ontology annotation, biological process: error-prone translesion synthesis; DNA-templated DNA replication. The transcript is spliced from 3 exons. The record is from RefSeq and is a predicted model, not a curated record.
GUGCAAUUUCCAAAACAACACCGUUCCAAGCCGUAAAUGACAGUCACAUUUGCGCGCCAAACGGCAGAUGGUUGUGUCAAUGUGACUUUUCUGUAGAAUAUCCACAACGAACUGCCAAAAUAGAUUCGGAUAAUUUUAUGAGUUAUCUACGACUGACUGUGUAUAAGAAAUUGAAAUGAGCAAUUCCAUAAGUUUAUUUUUUCUGUAUGAUAUCUCAAACAAAACCCGUACAUUGAACAAAUUAUACUUGUUUGACAAUGUUCGAUAGCAUUAUGACAGCAAAUCAGAAAUUGUUGUCAAACCUUGUGUAUAACCAGCAGAACAUCAAGGCGCGCAAAUUCUCGCUUGACAGCGGAGUGGAAUACAUUUUCUUAAAAAUAACAACACACAACAUGAGCGAAGUAUCUCGAUUAAAAUCGCAAAUAACUACUCGUUUCUCUCUCGGAGGGUUCCAGAUCAGAAGUGAAGCAAGCACAUUCCUAGCCCAACAACUACAGCCGCUUGAUGAGACGGAACGUAAGAAAUGGAUUACGAAUGUGGCAAAUCAUGUGCAAGGCCAGUGUUUGGGCCUUCCUGUAGUUGAAAAGCAACAUAUAGAACUGGCUAUUAAGGAAGCAAACAAUACGGGCUUAGAAGAUACGGAGACGAUAUUUAGGGUCAUCAGUGCAUUCGAUGUGCCUUCGUUCGUGUACUGUGAGGAGAAAAAGAAAUUUCUUCCAGACACGUGUAAGAAAAGUUUACUGGCGGUUCCGGAUGCAAAGUCACACUACAUUCGCGAACGCUAUUGGCUGCUGUGGCAAAAGACAUGUCGCCACGAAACGUUUUCCCGAUGGAUGGCACCAGGUACGGAUGAGAUGGGGAAGAAGAAUAGAUUGACACUGCGUAAAGUGGAAAAUAUUCUUUCAACGUCUAUGAUGAAGGACGUCGUGCUUUUGGGACUGUUGACGCAGCUCACGGAAGGUCGCUAUUAUCUGGAAGAUCCUACAGGGUCCGUGCCGAUUGAUAUCAACACGGCUAACUUCUCGUCCGGUUUGUUUUGUGAGGGAAGUUUUCUGCUUGCACAUGGCAAAUAUUGCGACGGUAUUUUGAAGGUGGAUGAGGUUGGAUUCCCGUUUCCUGAGCUUGGCGUGAAUAGUAGAGCCUUUUUUGGAUCCGUUAACAGUUGGGGAGGACCUUCGAAAACGCUUUUGAAGCACUCUCGAAAUUUGGCUGAGCUGGAGAAGGCUAAUGUUGAGCACAGUAUAGUAUUUUUAUCGGAUUGUUGGUUGGACAAUCCGGUGGUAAUGGACAAACUGAAUCACUUGUUCAGAGGGUACGACGAAUUUCCUCCCGUCGCUAUAGUUUUAAUGGGACCGUUCGCAAAAGCGAACGAGAAUGUGUACUCGUUGAAAAACCUUUUCCUAAAGCUCGGUGAAAUGUUGUCGGAGUGUGAGAAGCUCAUUUCACAAACGGAUUUAGUUAUAGUGCCAUCCAUCGAUGAUCCUGCUGCGGCGAAUAUUUUACCCCGGCCGCCAAUACCAUAUGCAUUAACAGAGGAAUUAAAAAAACGAUUCCCUAGAACCAUUUUAACAACAAAUCCCUGUCGCUUGCAAUACUGUACGCAACAAAUCGUAGUGUGUCGCGCCGAUUUAGUUACCAAGCUGUGUCGCAAUACUAUACAUUUUCCCAAAGAAGGGCUGUUGGAGGAGCAUUUUGCUCGGACGAUUAUACAUCAAAGUACCAUAGCGCCGCUUACUCCCAUUGCAUUCCCAACUCACUGGAACUACGACGCAGCACUGUCUCUUUAUCCGUUGCCGGAUCUAAUCGUUAUCGGCGAUCCAUGUCAAGGGUUUCACACCACCGAGCAAGACUGUACGGUGAUGAACGUAGGUUCCUUUCCAAAAUCGAAGUUUGCAUUUAAAGUGUACUAUCCUUCCAGUAAAACGGUUGAAGACUCACAAAUACCGGAUGAAGAGUAAGCGUAGGGUAGUUUUCUUAAAUAAUGUUGUCUAAUGAAAAUAUAUUUAAACCAUUUUAGAACCUUCGA